CUUCGGUUGCAGAACCAGCUCAUGCAGUGAAGCGAGCUAGGACUCGGUCUCUGGAGAACUUAGGGCGCCUCCUCAGAAGUGUCCACUACGGUGUGAAGCUAGUGGCAGCAACCACUUGGGUGCUGGUGCCAUCUUUCCUUCUUUGAGGCAACAAUACAAUGGCGCCCUUCGAGGAUGACGCAAGAAAAAAUCUUCUAGGUGCAGAAGCGGACAUUCCAGCUGGUUUUGACAAUCUGGAGUAUCAAAGUGGCUUUAGCAACCACUUCGAGUCGGAGGCACUGCCAGGGGCCUUGCCUAAAGUGCGGAACAACCCAAAAGUCUGUCCGUAUGGAUUGUACGCAGAACAGUUGACGGGUACCGCGUUCACCGUCCCCCGUUCACACAACCAGCGAAGUUGGCUGUAUCGGAUCAAACCCUCCGUCACACAUGAGCCUUUCACACCUCUGGAGGUUCCGAAUACUUCCCUGACAAGCGACUUCUCGGAGAAGAAUGCAACCAUCACGCCCAAUCAACUCCGGUGGAUGCCGCCCGAUAUUCCUGCAGAACCAACCGACUUUGUUGAGGGCCUGUUCACCAUGUGCGGUGCAGGCAGUCCAGAAUCACGAACGGGCUAUGCCGUGCACAUGUUCGUAGCCAACACAUCCAUGGACGGGAAGGCCUUCGCCAAUGCUGAUGGAGACUUUCUGAUUGUUCCUCAGCAAGGACGAUUACACGUCAGCACCGAGUUUGGUCUUCUUCAAGUUGCCCCAGGCGAGAUUGUCGUGAUCCAGCAUGGCAUGCGCUUCUCUGUCGGGCUGCCUGAUGGCCCGUCCAGGGGCUACGUGUGCGAGGUCUUUGGGGAUCACUUCAGGCUACCAGAUCUGGGACCCAUUGGCGCCAAUGGGCUGGCCAACCCCCGGGACUUCCAGACUCCCGUGGCCUGGUUCGAUGACUCGGAGCACGCGGGCUAUGUGGUGGUGCACAAGUUCGAGGGGCUGCUCUUUCAAGCCAAGCAGGACUUCUCGCCCUUCAACGUCGUCGCCUGGCAUGGCAACUACGCGCCCUACAAGUACAACCUGGCGAAGUUCUGCCCCGUCAAUGCGGUCGCCUUUGACCACAUGGAUCCCUCCAUCUUCACAGUGCUGACCUGUCCGACCACCAAGCCUGGCACAGCGGCUGUCGACUUUGUGGUCUUCCCCCCCCGCUGGUCGGUGGCUGAGAACACGUUCCGUCCUCCGUACUUCCAUCGAAACUGCAUGAACGAGUUCAUGGGGCUGGUCCGGGGCCGGUAUGAGGCCAAAGCUGCUGGCUUCGUUCCUGGCGGGGGAAGUCUCCACGUUUGCAUGACACCUCACGGCCCAGAUACGUCCACGUACGAGAAGGCGGUGGCUGACGAAGGGCCAAAUCAGCCGGAAAAGCUGCCAGACGAUACUCUUGCCUUCAUGUUCGAGUCGUCGUUCACGCCCCGCAUUACUUGGACCGCUCUCAAAUCGCCAAAGCUCGAUCACGACUAUUACAAGUGUUGGCUUGGGUUACGGAGUCACUUUGAUCGAAGCAAGCCGGAGGGCUCAAAGUGGUAUCAAUGAUUGAGUCGAAUAUUGUGCGACUGUGAUCUUGUGCGGAUAGGGCUGAGUCGGUUGCCGGACAGCGUUGUAAAUAUAUAGACGUAACAGCUGUAAAUAGCAGGCUUCGCUAUGAAGCGACCCUUCAACCAAGCUUAGUUCGUUGUGUAGGAGGUGCGGGGGCAGGCACGGACCUUAUGGAGCCAGCGUGCCUCUGUCGAGUUGGCUUGUGAGGAGAGGAGCGCCUCAACCGUACGAAUGUUUGAUUUGUUAUCUAGCUUCCAAACAAAGGAUUGUUCCCGUACAUACCAAGCCUGGAACCUUGGAAGCGUGUCACGUUGGGAUAAAACGUGCUCAGCUUAUAUACUUUGAACUCGCAAGGUCCGAGUGAUUCCCAUCUGAUUGGUUGCAUGCCGGUUGCUCAGCCCAAUGCUUAAAGAUAUGUCCACGCCGUGCACAAC
This is a messenger RNA of Klebsormidium nitens, 2002 nucleotides long. NCBI's taxonomy places the organism in Eukaryota, Viridiplantae, Streptophyta, Klebsormidiophyceae, Klebsormidiales, Klebsormidiaceae. The record is from the annotation of a GenBank genome assembly.